CACCGAAAUAUGGGGCGGAUUUGUUGACUGUCAGACCGGCCGGUUGGGUUUCUUUCUCCGAAGGACAAGACAAUGUAUGUUUAUCAUAAGCGUUUUAAUCCACAUGACCCUUUAACAAUAUGAUCGUUUGAGAUUUAUUAUAUUUUUUUAAAUAAAAAGUCUAUUGCAUCUGGCUGGAUACUACUCAUGGAAAAUGAAGAUAAUCUCUCGGAUGAAUUUCGGGUGCAUGUUGUCAUUCCGAGUAAACCCAAUCCAAUACUUGAAAAACUUAUUGUAUUCAAAGUAUACAAGAGGAGAUGGUUCAUUUUGUUCGUGCUGUGCUUGCUAAAUUGCUCGAACUCUAUGUUAUGGCUGACCUUUGCUCCAGUGGCGGACCAGUCAGCCCAGUUCAUGGGUGUCACCCUGGACCAGAUCAACUGGCUGUCCAUCAUUUAUAUGGUGGUGGCCAUACCUCUCAGCUUUGGGACCACAUGGAUGCUGGACACUUUAGGGCUCCGAAUCACAUUGGUGCUGGGUUCAUGGCUUAACAUGUUGGGAGCUGUGCUGCGUUUCGUGAGCGUCCUGGGGAGCCUUGUCAGUGCGGCCAAAUUCCCUGUGGUGAUGGGGGGCCAGACCCUGUGUGCCCUGGCUCAGCCCCUGGUCAUUUUCACACCCACCAAGCUGGCAGCGCUCUGGUUCCCAGAGCACCAGCGGGCCACUGCCAAUAUGAUAGCCUCCAUGUCAAAUCCCCUUGGGAUUCUUGUUGCUAGCAUCUUUUCCCCUAUGAUUGUGGGGACCACCAACAACAUCUCUUCAUUGCUGUUUAUAUAUGCUGUACCAGCAACCAUCAUCUGUUUCCUAGCAACAGUUGGGAUCCGUGAUAGUUCCCCCCCAACGCCCCCCUCAGCCAGUGCAGAAAGCUCCACCUCGGAGCCCUUCCUGGAGGGAAUCAUGCUGUUACUGAGGAACAAGGCUUACAUGAUUCUCCUGCUGUGCUUCGGCUCGGGGAUCGCUGUAUUCACCUGCUUCUCUACACUGCUGGAGCAGAUCAUGUGUGUCCGAGGGUACCCUAAUGACUUUGCAGGACUGUGCGGGGGUCUCUUCAUUGUUUUCGGUAUUGUCGGGGCUGGUUUCCUUGGACUGUACGUCGACAAAACCAAGAAGUUUAUAGAGGCCACCAAGGUUAACAUGAGCCUUUCAGCACUGGCCUGCAUUGCCUUUUCAGUGGUAUCUCAGAUGCGGAAUCAGAGAAUAGCCUUGGCCGUUGUUUGUUCGCUCUUCGGCUUUUUCGGCUUCUCCAUUUACCCGGUUGCCAUGGAGUUGUCUGUGGAGUGCUCCUACCCGGUUGGAGAGGCCACCUCAGCUGGCCUCAUCUUCAUAUCAGGACAGAUCCAGUCAGUUAUCUAUAUACUGCUUCUUCAGGGGUUGACCAAACCAAUGGCCGACUCGCCCUUCUCUACCUGUUCUGCAGAUGCGUCCUUGAGUUGGAGGGUGCCCAUGCUGGUGAUGGCAGGUCUGUGCAGUGCCUUUACCUGCUGCUUUGUUAUCUUCUUCCACACGGAGUACAGGAGACUGGACGCUGAGGCACAGGCUAUUGGAAAAAAGCCAACUCUGACAGCAUGCCAAACCGUAACAAGCCAAACUCUGACGACUCGCCAGACUCCAACAACAAGCCAAACUGACAACACACAAGACUCUGACCAAAAGGAGGAACAGGCCAGUGGUUAACUGAACUGCUGUUGAGAUGACCACCUCACUGGCAUUGUUUCAGAAGGAGGCCAAGUGUAUUGACUUACUAAUACAUUCCUUUAUAUAUAGAUCAUUUAACUUUAUAGUACAUAUACAGUAUCUAGACCGGCGGGUUGCCUCUCACAAUGUAUCAAUGCUCCAGCUUACAUGUCUGAAGAAGUUCUGGCGUCAGUUGGGACAGAGGACAAAUUGGAUAUGGGAUGCAUAACACCUAGUGCUCUUGCUCCUAUGUCUAGGUUUCUAGUAGAAAUACCAUAUAAAUGUCUGAUUACUAUUGUAAGGAAGGCAUUUCGAAUGUAACAGUAAUCAUCUGAAGUGAAUGAUUAGAUUUUAUGGUGGUGGUAAACUGGGCUUUCCUUUUUAAUACAGGUUUGCACCGAAUAGCACCUUUGCCCUGAGGCAGAGCAGAGUUGAAGUCAUUUCUGCUCUGUAAAAGUGGACAUAUUUCACAUGCAAAAGAAAUCCAAAACCUGAAUUGACUAGAAUUUCAAUGGAAUUAAACUGAUGUAGGUGGACAUGUAUGAAUUUGGGGUGUAAACAAAAGUUAAUUUAAAAAAAACAUACUGUAAUUUCCGGACUAUAAACCACUACCUUAUUCCCACACUUUGAACCUCGCGGUUUAUCUAAUGACGCGGCUAAUUUAUGGAUUUUUCCCGCUUUCACAAGAUUC
Oncorhynchus gorbuscha (pink salmon) is the source of this 2398-nucleotide messenger RNA. Its product is annotated as solute carrier family 49 member A3-like. Gene Ontology annotation, biological process: transmembrane transport. The transcript is spliced from 10 exons. The record is from RefSeq and is a predicted model, not a curated record. Gene Ontology annotation, molecular function: transmembrane transporter activity. Bases 187 to 1707 code for a protein of 506 amino acids. Lineage: Eukaryota; Metazoa; Chordata; Actinopteri; Salmoniformes; Salmonidae. Gene Ontology annotation, cellular component: membrane.